Molecule: messenger RNA, 1842 nt
Organism: Salvelinus namaycush (lake trout)
Lineage: Eukaryota; Metazoa; Chordata; Actinopteri; Salmoniformes; Salmonidae
Product: zinc finger protein 13-like
Exons: 2
Coding region: 145-1470 (441 amino acids)
Biological process (GO): regulation of transcription by RNA polymerase II
Molecular function (GO): RNA polymerase II cis-regulatory region sequence-specific DNA binding; DNA-binding transcription factor activity
Source: RefSeq, a predicted model, not a curated record
UUACCCCCCUUCCACAAACGUUGCUGUUUGCUAGCUUCGAGAAGCUGUACAAUAGAAGAAACGAUUAUGUUAUAAACAUUUUACAGAGGCACUCGCACUGCAUAUUUGUUUCUGUGUAACAACGGUGAUUUUAUUUGAUGAGCAAUGUCUAACACUGUUUCUUUUAGUACACAAAUAGGUGCAAUCAUGGAUGUGUUAGCAAAGGCAGCUGUUGCAGAAAUAACCAAAUUUGUAGACGAGGGUACUGUCGUGCUACGGCUGGAAAUGUGUCGGAAAGAAAACGAGAUAGAAGGCCUUAAAAAUAGUUUACAGCUGAUGGAAAGAGAACUGAGGAAAGCUCAAAGGGAAGCAGCAGCACGAGGAACAAAUGACAGGCAACAUGCUGAGGGAAUUCAGCUUGGGAGUGGGACCUCACAAAAAGGUAAUGAAGAGGACCAGAAAUCCCAAGCCACGCCUGUAGAGGACCCGGAGAAGUUCAAUGAGCUGCAGAGCUCAGGACACCUUGUGGAGGCGAGGGGUGGACUGGAGUUGUUGGUGAAAGCAGAGCAGGUGGAAAAACAUGUAGCCCAGGGAACUGUACAAGACCCAGGAAUCACAGGCAGUUUGGACUUUAGAAUGGAUGAGAGAGAUAGUCAGCUGUGGUUCUCUGUUACACAAGGACUAAGUGGGAAUGAUUCCACUCACCCAGAUGGGUCUUACACUACAGAGAGAUGCUUACAGAUGUUUUCCUCUCAGGCAGAUCUAUAUCCCGCUCCUAUCCCAUCCCAUCCUGCUUCCUGCAACUCUUUGUCUUCGGCAGAGAAACCACUUAAUGACAUUUUCAGCACUGUCCCAGUGAAAGUGGAGCCCGAGUGGCAUCCUCUUUAUCAUGGCGAUGCCAUGUCUGAGUCCUUUCAAGCUGACCAGGGGCAGUACAGAGAUACUCUGCACCCUGUUGUGAUGGAGGGCUUGAUUUUACAGCCUAGACUGCAGCAGCCAGGACCUUCUUCACAAGGGCUCAUGAGAGCAACUGGGAACACAUCUGAGUCAAACUCACACAGCAAUGAGCAUAUUCUUAAUAAGAACAGAUUGAAAACAAAAAGAAUGGUCAAUGUUUGGAGAGCUGUACCAAACCAAAAAGUGUUUAUAUGCUCAUUGUGUGGAAAGAGCUUCCACCGCCAUUGUCAACUUGAAGCACACCAGCACUCUCAUGCUGGAGUCAAACCAUACAGAUGUCUUGAGUGUGGGAAAAGUUUUACGCAGAAAACCAGACUUAAGUCCCAUCAGAGUGUUCACACGGGUGAGAGACCUUUCAGUUGCAGACUCUGUGGCAAGAUGUUUGCAAGGCAGGACAACUGCCAAAGACAUGAGCGAUUUCACAGUGGACAAAAGCCAUUUAGUUGUGUGCAGUGUGGUAAAAGUUUCACGGUUCUUGGUAACCUCAAAAUACAUCAAAAACAUCAAUGUAAAUUUGCCAAUGUCAGAAUGUAAGAUUGCAUGUUGUUCAGUGUUUUCCUCAGUGUUGUACAGUUAACCCUAACUGUGUCUUCUUGAAAAACAUGUUUAACAAUUAUUUCAGCUUUAAAACCCUACUACUUACAACUCAAAUAAGAACUUCCAAUUGUUUUGUUUUUUUCAUCUUGAUGUUUAUUUAGGAAAUUACUGAGCUCAAAAAAGGGAAUGCCAUAUUAGAUUGCAAUUUGCCUAGCAUUUUUACUAAUCUCAACAAUAUGACAUAAAUGACUUGAUAUGCUUCAAGGGCUUUAUAGGAAGGUAAGCAUUGUUAAAUGAGGAUGUCAAAUUUGAACAAAUAUUUGUCAUUUUGUGUGUCAUACCAUGAAUAUUAAAUGACAUUGAAAUGAA